This is a messenger RNA of Clonostachys solani, 237 nucleotides long. The record is from the annotation of a GenBank genome assembly. Lineage: Eukaryota; Fungi; Ascomycota; Sordariomycetes; Hypocreales; Bionectriaceae.
AUGGUCUCGAUUGUUGGCUACAUGGGUGCCAUUCCCAACUUUUCGGAACAGGCGGAAGUGGGAGAUUUGUUUCAAUUAUUCAAAGACACACAGAAAAAGGGGUCCUUGCUGCGGGCUGGUCCAUCUAUCCUCUCCCUGUCCACGUUCUCUUACGAUAUUCACCACCAUCAAAUCAUCUGGGAGGAGAUCAGGACAGGGCUGUUCCUAGACCUUGGCGUCACCAAGGACGGACGUUGA